Molecule: messenger RNA, 1506 nt
Organism: Wickerhamiella sorbophila
Lineage: Eukaryota; Fungi; Ascomycota; Dipodascomycetes; Dipodascales; Trichomonascaceae
Product: Boron transporter 1
Exons: 1
Coding region: 1-1506 (501 amino acids)
Biological process (GO): monoatomic anion transport; borate transport; transmembrane transport
Cellular component (GO): plasma membrane; fungal-type vacuole
Molecular function (GO): borate efflux transmembrane transporter activity; solute:inorganic anion antiporter activity
Source: RefSeq, a predicted model, not a curated record
AUGAUCUCGGAUGUCCGGAACAGACUACCCUUUUACUGGUCUGACUGGACGGACGCAUGGGAUUACCGGGUCAUUCCAUCGACGGUUUUUAUCUUCUUUGCCAACAUUCUACCGGCCAUUGCUUUUGCCCAAGACAUGUUUGACCGUACAAAAAACGCAUACGGCGUGAACGAGGUCCUGAUGGCGUCUGCAUUGGGAGGUAUUGUGUUUGGUCUGUUCAGCGGGCAGCCGCUGUGCAUUGUGGGUGUGACGGGUCCGAUCGCAAUUUUUAACUAUACAGUUUUCCAGAUUGUUGAUGGCAUGGAUGUGGAGUAUUUCCCAUUUAUGACUUGGGUCUGUAUAUGGGCCUUCAUCAUGCAUACGAUCAUCGCAGUCACCAACGGCGUGGUUCUCAUGAAGUACAUCACCCAGUUCAGCUGUGAUAUCUUUGGUUGUUUCAUCAACAUUAUUUAUAUUGAAAAGGGAAUUCAAAUUCUAAUCAGACAGCUCGAGCACAGUGACGAUCAGGCAGGAGCGUACUUUAGCAUUGUCGUUGCCCUGUGUGUGCUGAUCUUUGGCGUUGUAUCUCUGGUUUUAGCCGGACACUCGAAUUUCGGAACCAUCUAUAUGAGAAAGUUUGUCAAGGAUUACAGUCUUCCUUUGAUUGUGGUGUUUUUCACAGGCUUUACGUUUUUCCCGGGUCGUAUUUCUGAGCUCAAACUGCUCAGACUCGAAGUUGCAACUGCGUUUCAGCCUACUACUGACCUGUUUGGUCGCGAUCACGGCUGGUUCAUCAACUUCUGGCAUGUCAAUGUCGGCUACGUGUUUUUGGCUAUUCCGUUCGCUAUUCUGCUGACCGCUCUCUUUUAUUUUGAUCACAACAUCUCGUCUAUCAUUUGCCAAGGAGCAGAAUUCGACCUGAAAAAGCCCUCCACGUUCCACUGGGAUUUCUUCUUAUUAGGAGUCACAACUCUAGUCUCGGGACUCUUGGGCAUACCUCCCCCUAACGGUUUAAUUCCCCAGGCCCCGCUGCACACUUAUAGUCUGGUGGUCAAUGAGCACGAAGAAGAGCCAUACCAGGUUGUUGAACAACGGCUCACAAAUACAGCCCAAGGUUUUAUGACCCUUGGUCUAAUGACAGGCCCACUGCUCAAAGUGCUGCAUCUGGUGCCCCAAGGUGUCCUUGGUGGUCUGUUUUUUAUGAUGGGCGUCCCCGGACUUUUGGGCUGCGAAAUCACCCGACGCGUGGGUUUGCUUGUGACAGAGGCAGAUCUCAGGUCCUCAGAUCCUUUGUACUCGUUAAGUUUCUGGGUGGUCAUAACCUUCCUGUCUCUGUCAAUCAUUGGCACAGCAGCAGAAAUUGCCAUCACACAAACUAUUGCCGCCGUGGGCUUCCCUGGUGUUUUGUUUUUGUUUAUGGGCGUCGGUGCUUUCCUGCCCAAGCUCUUCAGUGAAUCGGACUUGGAAGUCCUUGAUCAUCCGGCUGCUAGCAAGUUCUUCAGUAAGGAGGCCGCUAAAGAGCUAUAA